GGGCCUAGUACGCUGGAGCCACAGGAGUCAGCUGCAAAGCGGCGCCGUCUCGGAGCGCCUGUCGCUGAUGGUUCACUGAAUGAUUCUCGCGAUGUCUCCAUCCUUCCCGAUGCGAAUUCUUCUGUAGUCCGCAUUCAGCGGGCUCUUUCUGGUCAACGUGAACCGCAGUCUAAGGAGAUAUUGGGCUUCUCUUGAACCACGUAUUCCUGAAUAUCUAGUGAGUGCAACUGGUGUCCCGAUUUUGUUCUAUGACUGCCCAGUUAGGUCGUACAACGAUCUCAUUAGCGAGCAUGCAACGUCCAACACCAGUGGGUUUCUCACUUGGAUGCGCGAGACUCAACCUGUCGCAGCAACAAUGUUCUACAACACUGGCCACCGAGUCCAGUCUGGCGCUUUCAAGACGAUGCGACGUGGACGUAUCAACCCAUCACCAUUCGAACCCAGCAUCUCCUCGCCUGAUGGACGUGUUGCAGUGAAGCAGCUACGCAACAGCACUGCCACCAGCAUCUCAUCUGGUAGCAGUGUCCAGCCAGAUGACUCGGAUCACGUCACAGUCCUGACGGAGCAUGUUGCGCAGCUUGUCACUGACGUGCUUGCUACGCUUUGGGCAGACGCACUUCUCCGGGCCGUCUACGAGUUUAUUGACACGUACGAGGCCAAGCACCGCUCAACAUUCCCUUGGGAGAUCCCUCGCUUUCGUUACGUCCGCACGGGUUUGGCAGUUACAAAUGUUCCCGACAGUGCCAUGCGCCCCAGGGACAAGGCCGUGUAUCUGGUGGAGGAACUAAUCGAUUCAGAGGUGGAAGGCGAGUGGAGAAAGUAUAUGAACAAUAACACAGCUCGUCAUCGCUUCAUCGAUAUGAACAACUCGGAUCCACAGAACUUCAAGCGAGCAGAGUUCCUCGCGUUCUGUCAGCACUUCCAAUAUUGGCAUACGAGCACUCAAGCUUUUACUGCUGACUUCCAAGGAGGCAAUACUCUAUUGUCGGAUCCGCAGAUCAUCACAGAUCCCUGCCUUGGCCGCGAAUUGUUCAGCAAAGGGAACCUCGCCAAUACACACCGCAACUUCAAGCGCGACCACGUCUGCAACACCUUCUGCAAGUACUUCGAGCUACCGGACUGCGGCGAGUUAUGAAGCUUCAGAUCUUCAUCAGAAAGGCUUUCGACUCUCGAGCGACCAAGUGGGCGUCGGCCGCCGGGUAAGUGAGUCAUGAUGAUUGGCUCCGAGUUACAGUCCAGUUUCACUUGAAGUACUGACUUGGGAUCCUGGACGUCCAUUGCAGUAUAUCAUUCGUUCAGCAAGACGUGCUAAUGUUCAUAGUAGUAUCGAGUUUUAAUCACUGCGACUUUCUGAACUACGCUACAUUCAUCACUACGCUGCCACGCAUCCACAUAUGCUGAUAAUCCUCCAUCUCACACUUUCCCUCACUACCUAUGUGCUUACUGUAAUGCAGCCGAAUUGGCGUCGUGAUUCUCCAAGUCCAGUCGACUAGUCACUGGCACUAUAAAACGAGUUUGAGCCUUACUAGUAGGCUCCGAGUCGAAUUCCCGGACUUAUGGCUCCGAGUGAGU
Molecule: messenger RNA, 1572 nt
Organism: Fomitopsis serialis
Lineage: Eukaryota; Fungi; Basidiomycota; Agaricomycetes; Polyporales; Fomitopsidaceae
Exons: 4
Coding region: 326-1135 (269 amino acids)
Biological process (GO): protein phosphorylation
Molecular function (GO): ATP binding; protein serine/threonine kinase activity
Source: RefSeq, a predicted model, not a curated record